UUACAAAAUAUAUCAAGUUAGGUAACCAGCAGGUUCAUGCGAUAAAUGGCUUGGAUUGGUCUGAAGUAUUGAGCUACUCUUACAUACGACACACUGCGUUUCGGAGAGUUUGAGGAUUUCCCCGAGACUGCAGAGCCAGUGUGGAUUUUGGGGAGGGAGUUCAGUGCACUAACAGAAAGAACUUUCAGCCCAUUGUGUCACUGGAUUCUUGAUUAAGAAUUGCAGCACUUUACAACCGCCUCCUCUAAGGAGGAACGGGGCCCACAUCUGACACUGGCUGGGGCUGCAUGCUACGAUGUGGGCAGAUGAUCUUAGCCGAGGCCCUGGUCUGCAGGCACCUAGGCCGAGACUGGAGGUGGGUAAAAGGACAGAGACAGAGAGAAGAGUACUUCAGCAUCCUCAACGCUUUCAUCGACAAGAAAGACAGCUACUACUCCAUACAUCAGAUUGCUCAGAUGGGUGUUGGAGAGGGAAAAUCCAUUGGCCAAUGGUAUGGACCAAACACAGUGGCACAGGUCCUCAAGAAGCUAUCUGUGUUUGACACUUGGAGCCGAUUAGCUGUGCAUGUUGCCAUGGACAACACAGUGGUCAUUGAGGAAAUCAAGCGGCUGUGCAUGCCCUGGCUGGACUUCGCGGGGGCAGCCUGUGUGGAGGUGGGACAGGAGCUGAAUGGCUGUCUCGAGGGGGCCUGCGCUCUGGCAGAGGAGGAGACGGCACUCUGGAGGCCCCUUGUGCUGCUCAUCCCCCUACGGCUGGGUUUGAGCGACAUCAACGAGGCCUACAUUGAGACAUUGAAGCAAUGCUUCAUGCUGCCUCAGUCUCUAGGAGUCAUUGGAGGAAAACCCAAUAGUGCACAUUACUUCAUUGGCUUUGUGGGAGAGGAGCUCAUUUAUCUGGACCCCCACACCACUCAGCCUGCAGUGGAGCCGUGUGAUGAUGGCCAGGUCCCUGAUGACACCUACCACUGCCAGCACCCACCCUGCCGCAUGCAUAUCUGCGAACUGGACCCCUCCAUUGCAGUGGGCUUCUUCUGCAGAACAGAAGAUGACUUUGAUGACUGGUGCCUGCGCAUUCGAAAGUUGUCCUGCAGCAGAGAAGGGCUGCCCAUGUUUGAGCUGGUGGACAGUCAGCCAUCGCACCUCAUCAAUGCUGAUGUGCUCAAUCUCACUCCAGAUUUCUCGGACUCAGACCGGCUGGAGCGGUUCUUUGACUCAGAGGACGAGGAAUUUGAGAUCCUGUCCCUCUGAGGGAGAGCAGCAGUACAUCCUGUGGCACAGUAGAGGGCCACUUUCAGCAGUGGAGGGGUAAAGGCGAUUAUCUCACACCCGUGGCGUAGUCAUCCAGCCUCACCUUCAGAACAGCUUCCUCCAGCUGGCUACAGACUCUGCGUAUAUGUCCACUAUCAAGACUUUUAAUUUCCUGACAGAAGUUGUUGGGGAAUUAACAUUGCCUUUUAGGUUAAUUUUUAUUGUAUUAAGUUUACAAUUUGCACAUUAUAUAUUCUGUUUUUAUUUUCUAUUAAAAAGAACAAAAGAGUUGCACUCUGUGUCUUGUUGGUGUGAAUCCAGCAGCACUGUAUCCCAUUAAAAUGUCCUGUAACAGCAGUAUCCUGUGGAGCCAGUGCCUUAGCAGUCAUGGCAGAGGUCCAAAGCAAAAAAACCAUGUUCACACAAGUGUUAUUUUUAGCUCUUUAGAAUGAGUAUUUGAGGUGGUGGUUUUAAAAGCUGAAUUAGCAUGACUGUCCUCUGCAAUAACUGUUAUCAGGCAACGGAUUCAUCCCUUAACAGUUUACUUUUGCCAUGACUUACUUUGUUGAUAAUACAGGUCUGUAUUGACAAAAUCAAAUGUAAAAUUUGGUUGACGAUUGCAGUCAGUAUAUUGUUAGGUAUGAAUGACUGUAGCAGACAGGUGUAGGAUAUCUUGUUAAUCAAAGUUUGAG
This is a messenger RNA of Megalops cyprinoides (Indo-Pacific tarpon), 1939 nucleotides long. It is a transcript of the gene atg4b, whose product is annotated as autophagy related 4B, cysteine peptidase. NCBI's taxonomy places the organism in Eukaryota, Metazoa, Chordata, Actinopteri, Elopiformes, Megalopidae. The record is from RefSeq and is a predicted model, not a curated record. The transcript is spliced from 14 exons. Gene Ontology annotation, molecular function: protein-phosphatidylethanolamide deconjugating activity. Bases 288 to 1247 code for a protein of 319 amino acids.